AUGGCACCCGGCCGCAUCUUGGAUGCGAGCCCUCCAAAACUGUUGAAUAGAGACGAGCGUGAUACAGUCGACGAUGAGUCUGAAUACGGAUUUACCCGCACUAUAUCUGAAGUCCUAGUCACCCAGCAACGGCUGCCAUUCGUUCCCGAUGCUACCAAAACGCGCCUUGAGCAUGCAGGCACCGCACGCGCGAACGUUGCUGCCUCAGCAGAGCAUCCCGAUGGGACAAAAGAAGACGAUUGGGCAGCACGCCAUCAGCACCAAACAGUCCUGCAACAACACGUCGAUUUCUUUGAUCCCGACCGUGACGGCGUGAUCUGGCCACUCGACACGCUGAUCGGCCUCCACAAACUCGGCUUCAACUGGGUCCUCUCGACCAUCGCCGCCAUCGUCAUCCACGCUCAAUUCUCCUACCCCACCCAGCCCACCUACCUCCCCGACCCGCUCUUCCGCAUCUACAGCGCCAACAUCCACAAAACCAAACACGGCAGCGAUACCGAUACCUACGACAACGAAGGCCGCUUCAUCCCGCAGAAAUUCGAGGAUAUAUUCGCCAAGUAUGCGCAGCCCGGCAAGGAUACGCUGUCGUUUUGGGACUUGUGGAAUGCCUUGAAGGGGCAGAGGUUGCAUGGCGAUCCGUUUGGGUGGGCGAAUGCCUUUGCUGAAUGGGGAGCUACGUAUCUGAUGCUCUGGCCGGAAGAUGGAGAGAUGAAGAAGGAGGAUCUCAGACGCGUCUACGAUGGGAGUCUCUUCUACACUAUUGCGGAAAGGAGGGCGGCGAAGCAGAAAAACCACUAA
Messenger RNA from Endocarpon pusillum Z07020, 798 nucleotides. RefSeq lists its product as uncharacterized. Gene Ontology annotation, molecular function: monooxygenase activity; calcium ion binding. The record is from RefSeq and is a predicted model, not a curated record. NCBI's taxonomy places the organism in Eukaryota, Fungi, Ascomycota, Eurotiomycetes, Verrucariales, Verrucariaceae. The transcript has 4 exons. The coding region runs from base 1 to 798 and encodes 265 amino acids.